UGUUGCUUUGAUACAUUCCCUAACUGACAGCACAUUAACAUUCAGCAAUUGUGGCCUUCGCCCUGCCGGGGAAAAAAGGAGAAGAGUGCAAAGUUAAGCCGACAGACACUGCCACCUAAUGCCAUGAAUGACCACAUGGAGAAGAAGGCCGUACACUCCUGGUCACGCCUCUCCUCCGUUGGGAAAAGUGCCCUUGAGGAAGCUUUGAGGGUCUUUAACCCAAUGUCCAAAGACUUGACCGACACAGAGACACAGCUGGUGACGUUUCUGCAAGGACUCCGGGAAGAAGGCUACCAGCCUACGAUUCUGAGCAGCAAAGAUGUGUAUGGAUACAACUCAACCACUGCGAAUACGCCACCCCCAAAAUCUAAAGCCCCUUCCAAAACCACUCCCGCGGUGUCCUCUUCUAAAACACAAACCAAAAACCAAAACGGCAAGGUGUCCAACUCUACCGUGGAUAUUUCUGUCAAAGCUACUAAAAUUUCAUCCAAGCCCCCUGCCAAAAAGUCCCCAAACUUGCUGUUGAGCUCCCUGAAAAAGGCAAGCUUAAGGAAAUCCAAAGUUUCGACUGUUGAUUUUCCCUCAGACAUGUAUCCCGGAGUUUACCCUGCCAUGAGACUGUCCGUUGUGCUGGAAGCGAUAGUUCCCAUCAAAGCGGCGGCUUCCUCCAUAGAAGCCAGCCUUAAGCCGCGAUCCGGGGUUGCGGCCUCGAAAACCAGCUCAAAGGGAAAAAACAACCAAGCCUAUCAGUGUUUAAUAAAACAGACAUCGCCCCCGAAUCGGACAGUUUUAAACGGGGCCAAUGGAAGGAUCCUAAGGGAGAACAAUGCUUGCAACACCUUGGGGGUUUUGAACGGGAGAAUCUUGGCCAGCUCGACUUCCCGGUACAACGGCAUAACCCAGACCAAACAGAACACUAAACUGCAGAUAGACGUCAUCGUCAAAGACGAAAAGCACCAACUGGCCGGCAAGGACAAGAAACGGAAACAGGCCGAGGCUUUCCAGGAACCGUUGCCCAACAAGAAAAUUAAAAUUUUCAUUCCGUUGGCCAAAAAGCCGACACUCGACAAAGACAAAUACAAUUUGCUGAAGUCUAAAGUUAUUAAAGUAGACCAAGCCUCCUCUGAUGAAGAUGUACGGAGGAAAGCACAGCAGAUACUAAAAGUCAACUUAUCUCCUGUACUCCGAAUCCAGCCUCUUUUACUCAAUAUCCAAUAAAGUGUGUGUGUUUCUUUGCUUCUUUUUUGUUUUUCUGUUUUUUAUUUUUUUU
Messenger RNA from Nanorana parkeri, 1270 nucleotides. It is a transcript of the gene CCDC71, whose product is annotated as coiled-coil domain containing 71. The coding region runs from base 124 to 1218 and encodes 364 amino acids. The transcript has 2 exons. NCBI's taxonomy places the organism in Eukaryota, Metazoa, Chordata, Amphibia, Anura, Dicroglossidae. The record is from RefSeq and is a predicted model, not a curated record.